Messenger RNA from Trichoderma harzianum CBS 226.95, 1679 nucleotides. RefSeq lists its product as hypothetical. Gene Ontology annotation, biological process: ubiquitin-dependent protein catabolic process. NCBI's taxonomy places the organism in Eukaryota, Fungi, Ascomycota, Sordariomycetes, Hypocreales, Hypocreaceae. Gene Ontology annotation, molecular function: ubiquitin binding; ubiquitin conjugating enzyme binding. The coding region runs from base 147 to 1343 and encodes 398 amino acids. The record is from RefSeq and is a predicted model, not a curated record. The transcript is spliced from 4 exons. Gene Ontology annotation, cellular component: cytoplasm.
UUCAAACCCCUCCGUCAUAAUCGCAACGGAGAGCCCGAGCCAGAAGCGAAAUCAGAUUCCUGAAGCCCUCAGUUAUAAGCGAAAUCACACGAGAAAUCGAUAACCUUGAUCCCUAUCGGCGCGCGCGGGCGAAAUACAGACGCAGAAUGUCAGCUCCCGCAGAGACGAAUAAAGUGACGGACUCAGGCGCCGAAUCGCCUACUACCGCGCAACCGCUUGAUAUGUCAGAUGAUGAGCAAGAGACUGGCAUCAUAGGCGACGGGAACGUAUCACCAAUGCUCGGCUCGAGACAAAGCUCGGAGGGUCCAACCCCUCCGCCAAAGCCCCCGCGCCCCAUGACCGAGGCGCAGAAGAACCAGAUCAUUCUGAAGGAAGCGUUUCCGACUGUCGACGAUAAUGUUAUCAAGGCGGUCUUGAGCGCAAGUGGAGGGCGCGUGGAGCCCGCCUUUAAUGCUCUACUUGAAAUGACCGACCCAGAUGCGGCCAAGAACGAGCCACAGGACGUCCCCCCUCAACAGCCUCCGAGGCCGCAGCGAUCUCAGAUAGAAGAGGAUGAGCGGUACGCGCGUCAGUUGGCGGAACAAUACGAUAACGUCGGCGCCUACGAAGCCCGCACUUCAAACCGCGGGGGAAAUGUACGAGCGAGAGCACAGCCUGGAUACGACGAGGAGCGGGAGCGCAACUUCAUAGAUGACGAUCUCCCCGCCAUCCGCGAAAACCUUCGACAGGGAUUCAUCGAGACCCAGACCAAGGUUAACGGUUGGAUCAGCACUAUAAAGAAGAAGAUCGAGGAGAAUUUCGACGAGAGCGAGGAUGCCGAGCAUAGAGAAGGACCCCAGUACCGCCACGGCGGGCCUAGCAGCAGGAGCACCGACUAUGACGCAGAUCCGCAGGUGCUUAGCGAUGAUUUUGCUGGCAUGAAGUUCGCACCGGACGGCACCCCUGCCUACGGCAGCCGACCGAUGGCCAACACCGGCGUUUACAGACCACCUCCCUCAACCUCACCGCGACCCGAGGGCCGAAGAGUGGGGUUCAAGGAUGAGCCCGAAGAGAUUAAGAUGUAUGAUGCUUCACCAAAGCUCUCUCCCAAGGGCGAAGCUGCGGCAGCGCCAGCAGCCAAGGCAAGCAAGUGGCAGCCUCUCUCUAGCGUAGAGCCGGAUCCGAUUACCGACAACGACCCCUUCAGCCUUGGUGACAGCGAAGAUGAAAGGGAGACGAAGGAGAAGCCCAAAGAGGGCAAGUUGGACGAUACCGAGCGGCUGAAGCAGGCUGCGGCCGAGGCCAUGGCAGAGAACCUGGUCGAUCAAAAGAAAGACGGGGAAGCGAGCGGAAAGAAGAGCUAAACACCUCAAUGGCUGGUGAAGAUGGGACGGGAUUUAAUUACCUUAACGUAACCAAUGGCGUGGCUGUUUUUAUGUGUUUCAAAAAAUAUUUGCCUUGUUGAUUGCGGCGACGAAAAGUAGUAGCUGUUCAAAUUGGUAACUUAUUGCGAUGAUGUUACAUCGCUUCAGCCGAUCUUGGGGAGUGGUUGACAGGAGUGGCCGUGACAUUUUGCUGGAUUGAAUGAAGUGCAUGACGAGACUGGGGCAGUUCUUCUGCGUCAUGACAGGUUGCUAGCAGCGGUUAAUACCUAGUACCUAAGAAUAUACUUGGCCAUCCAAGGAGAUGCUCGAUUCAUA